This is a messenger RNA of Uranotaenia lowii, 1657 nucleotides long. RefSeq names its product nuclear inhibitor of protein phosphatase 1 (gene NiPp1). Gene Ontology annotation, cellular component: nuclear speck. Gene Ontology annotation, molecular function: protein serine/threonine phosphatase inhibitor activity; protein binding; mRNA binding. The record is from RefSeq and is a predicted model, not a curated record. The transcript is spliced from 5 exons. The coding region runs from base 171 to 1259 and encodes 362 amino acids. NCBI's taxonomy places the organism in Eukaryota, Metazoa, Arthropoda, Insecta, Diptera, Culicidae.
AAUGCGUGAUGUCAAAAGCUCGUAUUUAUAAAUAAACUUUUUCCUAAUUAAUUUUGUAAGUGAAAUUAUUACUAUUUAAGCUGUUUUUUAAAUAGUAAUAUUCAAGUGAAGGAGUACAAUUUGUCUCCGAAACGAAAUACUAUUUCGUUAAACAAAUUGCCAUCAAAAAUAUGUCGAAUCACUACGAUAUUCCCUCAUGGGCUGGUAAGCCACCGACCGGGCUACAUCUGGACGUGAUGAAGGACGAUAAACUCAUCCAGAAGCUAAUGAUCGAUGAGAAGAAAUGCUACCUUUUCGGAAGAAACCCGCAGAUGAAUGAUUUUUGCAUCGAUCAUGCCUCCUGUUCCAGGGUUCACGCGGCUUUCGUAUAUCACAAACACCUGAACAUUGCCUACCUGGUGGAUCUGGGUUCGACUCAUGGGACCUUCAUCGGGUCGGUUCGGCUGGAAGCGCACAAACCUACCCAGCUGCAGAUCAACAGCAUCUUUCACUUUGGUGCCUCGACGCGGCACUACAUGCUGCGGGAACGGCCCCAGGUUGGCUCCCGUUCCAACAUCAUGGAAGACCUCCCGAUGAUGGAUACCAGCGAUGGAACGUAUCUUGGGCUUCCGGAAAGUCAGACGGAUUUGGAUAAUUUGACCGAAUACAAUACGGCUCACAAUAGAAGAAUUUCAAUGCUUGGAAUUCCGGAUGAAUCUAGCAGUUUUAAAAAGAACAUGAAAAAUAAACGCAAACGAAAGGGAGUUCAGUUUAACGAAGACGAAAUCAUUAUCAAUCCCGAGGAUAUUGAUCCAAGCAUCGGACGGUUCCGCAAUCUUAUCCAGUCCACUGUAGUCCCGGUGGCGGCUAAGCGAGCCAAAAUGGAGCACACCAAUAGCAUGGGAUUCUCAACUUCUCCAUCGGCCAGUAAAAUCUUGCAACAUCCCCACCACAGCUUGGCCAACAACCUUUACCACGGCAUUGACGAUCAUCAGGGUGCCGACGGGCGUAACAACUCAAUGGGAUACCCCAUGGACGCCACCCCGAGCGGACUAACCACCAAGCUGGGCAUCAUUCUGCCCAACCCGGCACCCGAUGUCAAUCCGGUCAGUAGUGUGGCUUCCAGCUCCUCGAUCAUGCCACCGCCCAUGUUCAACAGCAUGGCACCGAAGAAUGUUAAAAUCAUAGAGAAACCGGACCUCUCGGACGAACCCAAGAAGAAGAAGUACGCCAAAGAACAGUGGCCCGGCCGAAAACCUUUGGGGCUCGGUGGAUUUUAAGCGUUUUAAGCAGAUAAGUAUUUCAUUCAUCUAUUAUCAUAAAAGGUAGCAAUUAGCACCGGUGUGUCUACUCGAAACUACUUCCACAUGUGGAAGAGUAAAUGUGACCAUGGACGCAACAUUAGAGUAACGUAUAUAAUUUGAUGUCUAUCCACUUGUAUACUUUAGGGGAUGAAUAAGCCGUACACGCUUAAAAUCCCGGAAAAAUGUAUGCUUUAGAUGUGUGAAAAGUGAACAACUUUCAUACAAACGCGUAAGCGAAUUUCAACACAACUAAUCGAUAUGCAUUUUGAUUGAUGUUUCAUUGAUUUGAGUAUCCAUGUUUGGAGAAAGCUUUGAUAUAGAGUUCUUGAUAAAAUGUUCAAUCAUGGAAUACAAACUAAUAGAAUAGUUUUCUG